Messenger RNA from Prorocentrum cordatum, 1617 nucleotides. The record is from the annotation of a GenBank genome assembly. NCBI's taxonomy places the organism in Eukaryota, Dinophyceae, Prorocentrales, Prorocentraceae.
AUGAUCAUGGCGGGCGCCGCAAGCGGCGAGGGCGAGUCUGAGAGGGUCGGCGUGGCGGAGCAGGGGCAGCUCGAGGACAUCCUGAGGAAGGCCGCGGCGGAGAGACGCGCCGGGCGGGCCAAGCUCGCGGCCGACGAGUUCCACAAGGCAGCGGAGGCGAAGCGCGCCGAGGAGGAGCAGCUGGAGGCCAUGCCACAGGGGAGCAUCGAUUCGCAGCUGGCGAGGGUCCAGUCGCGCAGGACGAACACCGAGGCCAAGGAAGAGGAUGUCGACAAGGAGGAGGACGAAACAAAGGAGUUCUUAGCGGAGGACGAGAACAGAGACCUUGCGACGACCGACCAGAUCGACAAGAUGCAGGAAGAGCAGGAGAACAUGCAGGGUUUGAUGGACGUAGAGUCGGAGCUACAACUACGCCUCGCGAAGCGGAACAAGGUGCCUGGGGCGGUGGCCGUCGACAAAUUUGGGUUGGAGAUCACCAAGCAGCCGGAGUGCGAGAAGGAAAUGAACACCAUUUUCCGCGACGAGAAGUGCUUCGUCGGCCACGAGGAGGAGGGCCCAGACUCGCCGGGCGAGAUCAGCGCCUACGGAGCCGCGCAGGACCAGAAGGGCGAGUGGGAGGCGGCCAAGGAGGAGUUCUGGAAGGCGGACCGAGCUCGACUUCGUGCCCGCGAGAAGAAGGGCGACGUGGAAUUGUUGCUGAAACAAUCGCACAACGCUACUAAAAAGGCCGACCUGGAGCGGGAACUGGCCGUGACCUCGAAGGCGCUCAAGGAAAAAGAGAAAGUUUGGAUGCGCGCCAAAGACUCGCUGGAACAGAAGAGCGUUGAGUUGGAGAAGGCGUAUUCCGAGCUGCGACGUACACAGCAAGGUGUGGAGAAGAAGGACCUCGACAGCGUGGAAGCAGCUGACAAAGUCCGGGCUCAGGCGAAGAAGCAGAUCGCGACGCAGGAGGAGCGCGCAGGAGACGUCGAGGAGGAAGAGGCAAAGGUUCUUGACGACAAGGCUCGCAGGGUCGGCGACGAGGCGGAGGCCGCGGAGGGCGACGAGAAAGAUGAGCUCGAGAAGGAGGCCGCGUACUACCGGAAGUGGAGCAAGGACGCCCACGACGAGGGGGCGUCGUUGCGCAAGCACAAGAUGAAGGACGCCAUAGAGUCGAACUCGCAGCAGGAGAGCGAUUUGUCGCAGACCAAGGAGGCCCACCGUUUGGCCCUCGCCGACGCCGCGAGCAUGGGACGCGGCCAAGAGUUGCUGACCAGUGGCGGCGGGGACGCCAAGACGGAGGCCAAGCUUGCGAAGGACAAUGGGCUAAUCGAGUCCAGCCUUCAGGACUCGGCCAACGCGGGAGAGCAGUUCCAGGAGAUGACGGCGAUGCGCAUCGAGGCGGAGAGCCACAGGAACAAGGUCGCGCUCCGGGAGGCUCAGACGGAGGACAAUCUUAAGAAGAUAGCGGACGAGAGAUUGCUGGUCGCGAAGGCCGCCAAGUCCGGCUUGUCGGGUGCUUCCCUCCUCGCCAGCGGCCUCAUCGUCCGGCCGCUGGCUCUGCCGCGAAGAAGAAGCGGGCGCCGAGCGCGGAUCUUGGCGGAGCGCGCCGGAUGGGCUGGCCACACGUUCUUGUGA